AUGGAACGCCAAGCCUACAUCGCCGCCACCGCCGCUGCCGUCCGGGCGGCGGCGUCCGUCCUACUCGACGCCGAUCUCUUCACAGCUAUCGCUGUGGAUAUCGCCAAUGCCACCCGCGUGCCCCUCUCUGCUGUUCCCAGCGCUGGUGCCUCCAGUGCUGGCGGUGCUGCGAGCAUUACCAGCAGCAGCAGCGGCGGCAGUGGCAGCGGUGGUGGUGGGGGUUCGCUUUCGACGUAUGCGUCUGGCUCGGUGGGUACUGCGAGCAGCAUUGCUGGCAGCGGCGGCUCGUCGGCGUUUGCAGCGCCGCACGAGGAUGCGGAUCGAUGCUCUGUGGACCUGUUUUCGUCCCCACAGAGGCUGGAGAUUGCUCUUAUGGCUGCCGAGCUGGCUGUGACUCAGGCUGCUGUUCAUGCUGUGCCUGAUACCCCCGCGUCUGGGGCUCUUAUGGGGAGGAAAGAGGGUGGGGGAGUGGGUGGGAGGGAGUUUGUUGUUCCUGAGGAGUGGGAGGAGGAUGGAGGGGUGGAGGAGGGUGAGGAGGGGUGGGAAGGGGAGGACGGGGAUGAGGAGGCAUAUGAAGGGAGUGAGAGUGAAGAGGACGAGGAGAGAGAGGGUGAAAGUAGGAGUGAGAGUCAGGGCAGUGACUUAGAAGGUGAGAGUGGGGAGGAGGAUCAGGGGAAUAUGGGGUAUGGGUCAGAGGAGGAGAGGGAGGGAGCACAGGGGGAGGGGGAGGAAGGGGGAGAGAGUGAGGGGGAGGAGGAGGGAGAGUGGGGGAGGGAUAGGCGCCUGUCUCAGCAAGCAGCUAGGAUAGCGGGAGUGUGGGAGGAGGAAGAGAAGGAAGCUGAAGAGGUGGCAGGUGCAGGAGCAGCAGUGGGAAGGGAAGGAGCAGCAGUGGGAGGGGGAAGAGUGGAAGGAGGGGUAGGUGAAGGGGCAGGAGGAGGGCCAGGAGGGGCAGGCACGGGCACAGCAGGGGGAGCGAUUGGAGGCCUGUGGGGUGCGUCAGGUGGCAAUGAUUCGUCCAUAUUUGGCCGCAUGCGGUCGCUGUGGGGCAAGAAGGACGACGCUGCUGCUCCUGCCUCUCCUGCUCCUCCUGCUACUGCUCCCCUCUUGUGGGGAAGGAAGGAUGACCCUGCUGCUCCUGCUGCUCCUGCUGCUGCUCCCUUCUUGGUCGGCUCAGCAAGCUCGGGCACCGAGCCUGCAGGUUCGGGAUCCGACAGCAUGUUCGGGCACGGCUGGGGAGGCUCCACUAAAUCCCCUCGCUUCCUGCCUUCUCCUCCCAGCAUGGCUGGCAGCACAGCAGGCAGCAAACCGAAACACGGGGCAAAAUCAAAACACGAUUCCGCAGCAGAGGUGGGCGCUGAUGAAGAGAAGCAUCAGACGGGGCCCACGCAAGACGACUCAGUCGAUCUCAUGCCAGAGCGAGCUUUAGAGGAGCCAGACGCCCUACCAGACGAGCCAACAGACGUGCCAUUCCUCUUCCCACCCUCCAAGUCCCUCGCUAGGGCGUCCCAUGAAACCAGAGGCAGGUCGAUGCACGAAAGGGGAGGAGCCCAAACGAGCAAAGACCAUCCCGAUCACCCCCCUCACUCGUUCCCUCACUCAAGGUCUCUGUCUGGAGCCUCUCCGCCCUCUCCUGCUAGCAUCUUUAAGGCUCCCCUCCGACGCUUAAACCUCAAGGUUCCCCCUGAACUACACCUGAAUCUCAAGUCACCCCGGGCGGAACACCCUCCGAAAUCCCCGGGUUCCGUCCCCUUUGCCCUCCCUUUUGAGGUGACCCUUGGGCUAAAAUCCCCGGGUCCGUUCAGAAUCCCUCCUGAGCUAAGCACUGGAAUGAAGUCUCCACGACCGUUUGUUGCCCCUGAUCUUUUAAAAUCCCCGCUGGCGCUUAAAUCCCCGUCUUCUAAAGAGUUCCUGGCGAAGAUUUUCGACGACACUAACCGAGCGGCAAUGCAGUCGAUACUGGCUACUGCGGCAACAGCAACAGACAGCCCAAGCUCCACCCCUAGUUCCAUCUCCCAAACCUCUCCCUCCCUAGCCUCAAGCACAGGCUCGGCUUCAGGCGCGGGCUUACUCCCGGACCGCAGGCGGCCCUCCAUCCCCCCUCUCAUGGUCCUCGCCCCGUCCGCACCUCUACCCAGCUCCGUCACCAAACCUGCCGCCGAGCCUCCGUCGUCCCCUACCGAGUCUAACCUGUCGUCCCCUGCUCUGUCUGUGGCUGAGAUUCCGUCCCCACAGGGGGAGGUGGAUGAGGAGGGGGUGCUGGUGGGGGGCGGGGAGGAGGAUGGGGAGGUGGAGGUAGAGAGAAUGACGACCUUCUGUGUUCUGGCGAUUCUGCUGGAGAUGAGGGAAGACCUGGUGCAGUAUGCUCAGGGGCUGGACGAUGUUGUGCAUUAUUUCAACCUGGCAGCAACCAGCUGGAACAUUAAGAAGCUCUGCAAGAAGGCAGUGACAUACCAUCGAAAAUAUCUAUACCUGAGAAUGGCUCGUGCAAACGCCAUGUCCAUCUACUUCACAUAG
Messenger RNA from Closterium sp. Yama58-4, 2514 nucleotides. The record is from the annotation of a GenBank genome assembly. NCBI's taxonomy places the organism in Eukaryota, Viridiplantae, Streptophyta, Zygnematophyceae, Desmidiales, Closteriaceae.